Puntigrus tetrazona (Sumatra barb) is the source of this 4175-nucleotide messenger RNA. RefSeq lists its product as uncharacterized. Lineage: Eukaryota; Metazoa; Chordata; Actinopteri; Cypriniformes; Cyprinidae. The transcript is spliced from 6 exons. The coding region runs from base 1597 to 3288 and encodes 563 amino acids. The record is from RefSeq and is a predicted model, not a curated record.
CUAGAGAUGUCAGGAGUCAUGCAUAUGUGACAAGCUUAUUUUUUUGGAACAAUUAUCUCAUGAAAUUGCACACAAAGAUGCAUGAGAUAUGCUAAAGAACAGCUGUGACUUCGAUGGGGUGGGUGAACGGGGGUCCAAGUUCACAUAGAGUGCCUGUCUACAUGAUGACAGUGUGCACAAAUUACUUUCUGCUGCAUACUCUGUUGCACCAGAGCAGGAUCAGUCUACUGCUAAACGUGCUUCUCAUUCCUGCAAGCAUGUCAUGGAUCAGCAAUUUGGAAAUCAGAGCUUGAUGAGUUCUUUAUGAGUUUAUUCAGCUUGUUUGGCAUCUCCAGGUUUAGUAGCACCUGAGUCUUCAUGUUGUCUGUAGUAAUUCUUGAGUAAAAUAAUUAAAGCUGUAAAUAAUUGCAAAAACAAGAUCUGCGGAAGUACUGGCUUCUGCAUUUGUUUUGUUUUGUUUUAGAUGGAUUUAGCUGAUUGACAAAAAAUUACACUUGGAAAACAACAACACAUCUGUUUGUGGUGAUAUUCUUUUUGGGAACUGGAAGUCAUUUUUUCUCAAUUUCCUGCCAGCUAAAAGUAAACUCAUUAAUGAAAACCAUCAAAGAUACAAUUUGGCAAUUCUACUGUGUCUCCAUUCUCAGAGUCUUGUGCUUGGUUGUUUUCCUUGUUCUCCAUUAUUGUGCCUGGAAACUAUUUAAGUCAGUGGCCAAUAUUAGGGCUGAACUAUCGGCCGCCUUGUAUAUUGCGCAACAGCCACAUGUGUCAAAUAAAUACAAGUGUGAGGCGCCCAUUAAGAACCGUGGACAGCACACUUAGUAUCCGCUAAUUCCGUUCAAUGGUAUCUUAAAAAUAAAAUGGACAGAGUGUUUUGAGAGUCACAAAUAGCUCAGUUGCCUGUGGGCAUUAGUAGAAGUCGAAACAACUGGACUAGGAGUCACAAGACCACAAUCUGCCAAGUCCUAAAAGCAGACCAGCAACAAGACAGUUUCACAGAGGUGGGGUAGAACUGGGCAAUUUAAAAUAGCCAUGUAAACACUCUCCCUCUGCCUUUGUAAUUUUAACCUAGAAUGUCGGUGACGACAGUCUCUUGCAUGGAGACCACAAAUGCCGGAAUAAAUCUGACAUUAUGACACCAGACACCUGGCAGGUCUGACGUCGCAGGGGUAAAUACUUAGAGGCACUAUAAAGCCCCAGGGCCCCCUCAGGACUACAGUUGUUUACCCAUGAGCUUCGGAGAGGACCAUAGUGCCGGACAGAGGAAACCUUUUAGAUCCAAUACACAGGAUUUUUACGUCACACCACUGGAAGCAAGCCUUCACGGUCUUUGCACAGUUGAGUACCGGAGCUGUCGAAGGGGAGGCAGUACUGAAACAAGCACAACUUGAUUUAAGCAACAAACCUGUAUUCGAACAAGUUACUCAUACACACAUUCUGGAGGGUGUUUCAAUUCAGCGAAAACAAAUGAGAGGAAGUUACUGGAGGAGCCAAUAAGAUUUACCCGACAUAUUGGUGGACUUGCCAAUGUGGUCACUCCAGUGACCUUUCAGGAAUUGCCAAACAGGUUUCUGAGCACAGACAAACAUACGCAGAAGAAUGGCUGCAUUGGAAUUGCACUGUGGGCCGGAGCCUGGGAGUUGUGUGUGGGGUGGAGACAGAGUUGACCUGCUUGACAGUUUUGACUCAGAGAUGCAGGAAUGGGAAGAUCAGCUACAAGACAUGCAGAGGAAGAUUGAAGAGCUGUAUAAUGAGGUCAAAGCAAGAAGAGAAGCCAGCGAGAGCAGCCCAAACAACAACACAAACAAAAACCUGGACAUUACUUUGCUUCCUGUCAGCUCUCAGUAUAGCCACCAGGCCAAUGGUUAUCAUGAACCCCGAGGUCACCCUAACAACAGCCUCCCAACUCGUCAAUGCAGUGAAAUAAGAGAAGAUCCUUCGGUUAUGCAAAGGUUUGGGUUUCAUCACCCCAGUGAAUACUGUCAUGGCCCCAACAAUUACAUGCUUAGUUCCCUGAGCAAUGGCAGCCAUUACCCUGCCAGUUGUCAUGAUCUUGAAAGGCAGGAUGCCACCCUAGACAUACUCAAUGGAUACCUUCAACAAAGCCCACAUUUUAGAAGGAACACAGGGAAUUUCAGAGUUUCAAAUAGAAUUCAGAACCCCAAGGUUCCAGUUACGACUUAUCAAGACAGCACAAAGACCAGCCUGGUUAAAAACAGGACUGCCUCGUGUGUGGUACUGGAGGAGAUAGAGGUUGAGAACAAAAAGAACAAGAAAUCAAAUUGGGAUGACUCCCAAGCCCGCCAUGUUAGCUGGAAAGACCCGGUUUCAUCAAACGACCUUCCCCCUAAAAAUUCAGCUUCCAAACUGGCAACCAGACAAAGAGAUGCUUCACCUGUAAUCCCUCGCUCCACUUAUCAUGAAUCAUCACAACAACCUGACAGGAAGUGCCUCUUGCUCGACAGGAAAUCUGGCAGCCCAUCAGUACUGCGUAAGUUCGGUGCCAUGUUGCAGGAGAACGAGGGAAAAACCCUGAUAGAGGAUGGUCUUGUGACUACCGUUGUCUCCACUGAACCUCUGAGGAACAACAGCACUCCCAUUUGCCAGAGCAAGUUUGAUGCCAGACGGGCAUCCUCACGUGUGCCCGUCCAAAAAUGCAUUGCAGACUGUGAUGCACUGGUAGCAGAUUUGGAGCCCAGCCAGGAGUCUUGGGCAGCUGGUGCUUCUAGAUACCUCCUCAAUGGAGACAAAGACAGUGGGAAUGGUGGUUGUGUUCUUGAACAGCAUGGCUUGGCCUGUAACUUAAGCCAGACACAGUCUCACCUUAACUCGGGGUAUCACAAGGUGGCUUCAUUGUCUAAAUCCCAAAAAGCGGGCUCCCAGAGUGAGGACCUAUUUUCUGACUACCAGAUGGUGGAAAGGAUUCUAGGAGCAAGAUCUCAAAAUUUCAGUACGGUACACAGAGGACUCGGUGUCGACAUGAUGAGACUGGGAAAUGACAACUUGGAGCAACUUCUGGAAAUGAUGGAAUUGGAGAACAGCAGAAGCCAGAGGGUCACAUUCACACAGCAACUGGACAACAAGCAGGUCAACCGUGAGUCAUCUCCUGCGCACAGCAGUAGCCAUUUUUCUCGUCCUGCUCGACCAGCCAAUCAACGUCGUCCAUCCAGAUGGGCUAGGCAUACUCACGAAAACACAAUUGCUCACACAUCCUGCCCACCAAGCCCUGGCCUGAAAGCCAAACAAUUCUUGAAUUCGUAUUCCCGGCACACAGAAACUGUCAUCAUGUGACCAGGAUACAACAAUCUUCAAAGGACAUUUUCACCCAAUGGCAAAGAUGAAACUUUGACCUUUUGUAGAACACAAUCUACUUUUUUUGUAUAUACAACCACCACCACUACAUCAAAGUACCUUAUUGCAGCCCACUAGGAUGGCCUAUGGUAUUUUCCUUAAAUAACUUCAAAAGGAUACCGCUUUCAUUUAACUCUGCGCUGUUUGAAGUGCUUUGGAAAGAAACUUCAGUGGACAUUUUUUGACCUGGUGAACUUCUGUGCCUAUAUGAACCCUUCAUUGCCUUUUCUCUUUAUUUCUUUCUGUCAUUCUCAUUCAGUUUUGUAUUCUUUUAUUCUGUUUUCUAUUUUCCCGAGUGCUUUGUGUACAGUGCAGUUCUUACGGUGUAGGGCAUUUUUGUAACCAUAUAAGCAUGUAUGCAACAAGCAUAACAUGUAUUUAAACAUACGUGGCAACGAGUUAUUGAGCCUUAUCUAUUAUGCAUAAUCUGUAAAGGAGUGUGUAAACAUUUUGAUGUUCUGUCCAUUUCAGUACCGCAUUAGUGCUUCAUAAUACUGACAUGAAGAGGAAAUAACAGGCUCAUAAUAUUUUUAUAAGCCUUAUUUGACUGCGCCUGAUGUGGGCUGUAACUACUCGGUGCAUGGCACCUUUUUGCGGGAACAUGUCUGCAUUCUCCAGCCUUGUAAAAAAAAAAAAAGCCAAAUGAAGUGAAUUAUUCUUUAAGUUCAACAUCUGUGAAAAGUAAAGUAUAUCUUUUGACCAUAUUAUAAUGAAGAAAUGUUUUUGGAAUGUUUAUUUAUUGUUGUGACAUAACCCUUACAAAAACGUGAUGCUUUUUGUGUUUUUUUUUUCCUCUGGAUAAUAAACGCAAGUGCUUUGACAACUUA